UCCGCUUCCGGAGUCAGCGAGGUUAACUAAAGGUAAACAAACACGCCGAAAAUGACAUUGAAAUAUACACUUAGCAUUUCAGCUUCUUCACAUUACUUUCUGAACGGCACGAGUUAGUUCUUCAGUACGCGAAACGCGUCAGAACAAACCGGAAGUCGAGCAUGGCUCUUUCGUGCAUGCGACUGUGCACCAGACAUGUCAGCGCGGGGCUUCAAGUCUGUGCUUAUGCGACAGUCAGUAAAUCGUCCAGACCCCAGGAGAAGAGCAGCAGCGCUCCAGUGUUUCAGUAUGUCGGCCAGCACAAGAAGCCCACCCACAAAGUGUUUGUGUGGGGCUUCAGCUUCACCGGCGCCCUGGGUAUCCCCAGCUUCGUGGUGCCGGACAGCGGCAGGAAGUCGCCCCGCAAAUACCAGCUGACUCCUUACAGACUGGAGACCGCCGAGCAGAUCUCCUCUGCUGCCUGCGGUUACGGCUUCACUCUCAUCGCCUCGCCAACCAAAGACGUGAUCAAGCUGUGGGGCAUGGGCCUGAACAAGGACUCCCAGCUGGGCUUCCAGCGCACGCAGCACAGCCGCCAUCAGAGCUACGACUACAUGUUGGAACCCUCCCCGGUGGCUCUGCCCCUCGCCGAGCCGCUGCAGACCAAAGUGGUUCAGGUUGCGUGCGGUCGCGCUCACUCUCUGAUCCUCACCGACCAGGAGGGAGUUUUCAGUAUGGGCAACAAUGCGUAUGGCCAGUGUGGAAGGCUGAUAGUUGAAGAUGAAGUUUACAGCGGCAGUCACAUCAUCCACAAGGUGGACGGCUUCGACAGCAGGGUCGUCCAGGUGGCGUGUGGACAGGAUCACAGCCUCUUCCUCACCGAGACCGGAGGCGUGUUUGCGUGCGGAUGGGGCGCAGAUGGGCAGACGGGUCUUGGUCACCACGACAUCAGCGCCCGUCCGGUGCAGGUGGGAGGGGAUCUGUCCGGGGUGGAGGUGCAGCAGAUCAGCACGUAUGGAGACUGCAGCCUGGCCGUGUCCAAGGACGGACGGCUGUUCGGAUGGGGCAACUCCGAAUACCUGCAGCUGGCCUCGGUCACCGAGUCCACUCAGCUCAACUCUCCUCGACUUCUUCCUCUGGUCGGCUGUGGAAAGGUGGUUCAGGCAGCAUGCGGAGGCACACAGGUGGCCAUUCUCAACGAGAAAGGAGAGGUGUUCGUGUGGGGCUACGGCAUCCUGGGAAAAGGCCCAAAACUCUCCGAGUCCUCGACCCCGGAGAUGAUUCCCUCCGCGCUGUUUGGAAGCUCGGAGUUCAACCCCACGGUCGCCGUCACCAGCGUGCGCUGCGGCCUCAACCACUUCGCUGCAGUGACGGAUCGAGGCGAGCUCUUCGUCUGGGGGAAGAAUGUGAGAGGUUGUUUGGGCAUCGGCAAGAGAGAAGACCAGUACUUCCCGUGGAGGGUGACCGUGCCCGGUCAGGUGGUGGACGUAGCGUGUGGCGUGGACCACAUGGUGGCGCUGGUGAAGUCCCUCCUGUGAGCGUCCCGUGUUCCUGCAGCAGUGGAUGAAAGAGAGGGUUUCUGCAGCUGGAGCAGCCCUCCUCUUCCUCCUCCUCUUCCUCCUCCUCCUCCUCCUCCAUCAUCAUGUGUGUGCUGAAGUGAGCUGAAGCAGAGAAAAAGGUGGCGUGUGGAGGCUACAGGGACCUGGCUGUUCUCGGCUUUGUUUACUCAGCUCAAAUAAUACAGACAGCUGAUCUACCUGCUGUCGCCACGUGAGCUGCAGGCUGGAGACGAGCGGGCAUGUGUGAAGUUAUAAUUAAAAUGACAUCACAAUAACUGUGCACCCUCUUUGCCUCAACUGCAAAGAGGGUGCAUGUUUCCCUUUCUGUUCGUGGGCAAAUCAUUAAAAGAUAAUCAGAUUUUUCGUACCGGCUCGGUCGAGGCCGGGGUCGCCAAUUAGAGGGAGGCAGAGGACCCGGAACGGGAACGGGAGUAAGACCUCUAGCGGAAGAAGAGUGUUUUUCCUUAUUUUAAUUAACUUCCGUCUAGGUGUGUUGGUUCACUUUUACACUUAAGUUUCUUUCUUUGUCUUUUUCUCGUAACUGAUACGACACGGCGGGUUAUAAUAAGCACAACGUGACAUCUUUUACUACUUUUUUAUCCGCACUGCAUGUAAUAUUCUAUUCCCUUACCAUGUAUAUAGUACUCAUUAGCUGAUAAUAUUCACAUUUAAACUUGAUACAUAUAUAUAUAUUCAUUUGUUUGCAUUCUUUUUAUCUCAAAGAGGACAUUUUGUCAAUCUGUAGCUGUAAUAAUUCCCAGUUUCUAUGUCAGAAUACCACGUUGUGGUAGAGACGUCGCCCAGUUUAUUGAUUUAAAAGUACACACCGGGAGCAAAUAACAGUGAGCUGACGAUCCCCGUUGUUAAGUAAAGAAAAGAAAAAAAAGACAUCAACAACAACAAAAAACACAGUGUUUCCACUCAAGCGGCCGACAGUCGUUUUUGACACUGAUGAAUACGGAGUUUUCACUAAUCACGUCUGACCAGAAGAAAGGUGGUUGGUGGGUGGGGUGCGAGAAAAA
Messenger RNA from Cyclopterus lumpus (lumpfish), 2560 nucleotides. RefSeq names its product RCC1 like (gene rcc1l). Lineage: Eukaryota; Metazoa; Chordata; Actinopteri; Perciformes; Cyclopteridae. The transcript is spliced from 13 exons. The coding region runs from base 162 to 1517 and encodes 451 amino acids. The record is from RefSeq and is a predicted model, not a curated record.